AGGAAGCCAUCUCGUCUAGAGGGCGUUUAGAGUGAAUACAGCAAGACUAUGUUUUGACCAAAAAUACCCCCAAAACUCCUUUCUACUGCUCAUAAACAUGACUGUCUGGAGAAAACUAAAUACUCCAGCCAAUGGAGUAGUUAUAUAUAAUUUCAACCACAAAGGACCCCACAAACUGCAGUUACAACUUGGAGAGACAGUGCAGAUACACGAGGAGAAUGGAGGAUGGUAUAGAGGGUUCUCUUUAAGGAACAAAGAUGCUUUGGGGAUAUUUCCUAUUUCAUAUGUUAAAAUCAAAGAAAACAAAAUAGAAAAUGAAAGGGAUAAAGAAGAAGAGAAUAGUAUUGUAGAAGAGGUGACAUCAGUCUUGAGGGAAUGGGGAUACAUGUGGCAAGGAAUUUAUUUGAAAAGAGAAGAUCAAUUAUUUACGACGGUCAGAGAACUAAUGAUGGAUCUGAUGGAAUGGCGAAGACAGAUACUGUCUGAAACGCUACCAGGAGAUCAACUCAAGCAACUCAAACAAAAAGUUACAUCAACUGUUGACUAUGGCAACAGGAUAAUUGGAUUAGAUCUUGUAGUGAGAGAUGAUGACGGCAAUGUAAUUGAUCCAGAUUCAACAGGAGUGAUUGAACUCUACAGAAGGCAUUUAAGUACUUCAGAAAAGAUAACCCAGUCUGUAGGAUUACCAGGGAAUGAGGAAACGAAAAGAAGAAGAGAAACAAGUAUAUCCAGUACCUACAGUGUUUACGUCAAUAUUAAAAAUGUAGUCUGUAAUAUCAACGAUGAUGCCCAGGUAUUCAUCUCUCUGUAUGAUGGAGUUGAAGGCCGGUUUAUAAGUGAACAAUACCUUGUAGAGUGGGAUAAAGCUGGGAUGCCGAAGGACAUCGAUAAAUUAUACAAUCUUACUGUGCUUUUUACUGAUCUUGGAAUUAAAGAUCUAAAGAGAGACAAGAUGUACCUUGUCUGUAAGAUAGUCAGAUGUGGUCGUAUGGAUCUAAAAGAACAAGACAGCAAGCGAUUAUCUCACAAUAUUAGGAGGACAUUUGGAAUUGCAGUGUUGUAUAUCAGUGACUUCUUGGCUGGUAAUGUUCAAUAUGAGGAUGAGAAAGAACACUUUCUUCAUUUGAUUCCAAUGCCAGAUCAGUCAUUUGAUGCAUUUGUCAAAAAAAUCAUAUCUUCUCCAAUGCCAGAUGUUAGAGGAUCUGGACAAGGUAUCUGGGUUUCCAUCAAACUACUUGAAGGUGAUGCCCAGCAGAUUCAAGAGGAACACCCUCUUCUGAUGAACAGACACACAGCCAUCGCACGAAAACAAGGGUUUGCAGAAGUAAUCAUGCCAGGUGAAUACAGGAAUGAUCUGUACAUAACAAUUUUCAAUGGAGAAUUCGAAAGAGGACAUAAAAGCGCAAAUAAAAACAUCGAGGUGACCAUGAACGUUCUCUCUGAUGAUGGUAACAUUCUGGAGAAUGUUAUCAGUUACGGUGCAGGGGAGCAGCUUAUCAGUGAAUAUCGUUCUGUUAUAUUCUACCACAACGCCAAGCCUGAGUGGAAUGAACCUGUCAAGGUCGUGGUUCCCAUUGAACAGUUUUAUACUUCCCAUCUACGGUUCACUUUCAAACACAGAUCAAGCAUUGAAGAUAAGGACAAGUCCCAGAAGAUAUUCGCUUUUGCUUUCUUGCGAUUAAUGAAUCGGGAUGGAACUACACUGUCUGAUGGCUGCCAUGAGUUGAUGGUGUACAAAUGUGACUUGAAAAAGGUAGAAUCUUCAACAUAUCUCAAACUAGCUUCGCUAAAACUCGAGCAAACACUGAUGACACCUCCCGCCAAAGGAAUGGCGGGUUCUGUGGCUUACGCAACUGACAAGUUCUCCAUCAAGUGUUUGCUGUGUUCAACCAAACUCACCCAAAACCUGGAUCUUCUUGGUCUGCUCAAGUGGAGAGUGAUGCCUGGCAAGUUAAAGGAUAUUUUGGUCACUGUCAUGAAAGUCAGUGGGGAAGAAAUCGUUAAGUUUUUGACAGACACGUUCGACGCUCUUUUUGCCAUCCUGACUGAGAACGCUAAAAAAUACGACAAACUUGUGUUUGAUGCUUUGGUGUUUACGAUAAACCUUCUGGCUGACAAGAAGUACCAUCACUUCAGACCUGUUCUGGAUGCUUAUAUCGAGACACGGUUUGGAGCUAUCAAGGUCUACGGUACUCUUAUAAAUGUGCUGAAGGAAUACAUCGAAUGCGCGGGCAAGAAACAAGGGUCGGACAGGAAUAAAUUGGAUCAAGUACUCAAGGCAAUGAAGGGUAUGGAGUACAUCUUCAAGUUCAUAGUCCAUUCUCGACUCCUGUACGAAAGAGCGGUCAGCGGUAAGGGCAAAAACGAGUUCCAGGAUGACAUGCGCAGUUUGUUUCAGGCUCUGGUACAGCUGAUGGAGAACACCAAAAAUGAGACUCUUCUUAUUCAGGGUGCUGCUUUGAAGUAUUUUCCCGCUUCGUUCGCUGAUUUGUUGAGAGUUUUUGAUGCCAAGGAACUUGGCUACUACGCCAGAGAAUUCAUUGAGAAGAUUCCAGAGAAACGAUUGACAUCUCAGAAAAUGGACUGCAUUCAAAAUAUGAUCAAAAGCCCGCUAUUUGAGAAUGAAGACUCGCGAUGUGUUAUUCUGCCUAUGGUUGUGAGUCAGCUGAGUAAAGAGAUGGAGAAGAGUGAAGAGAUAAAGAUCUGCAUUGAUAUCUUGAGUAAUAUCCUGGUCACCCUGAUGAGACGAGAUGUGGGCUUGACACACGAAGACGUUUUAUUCCUGGUAACAUCCCUGCUUCGUGUGGUUGUCAAAGUUGUCAUAAGRCAUCAGCCUGUAGUGGGGAACUAUGUGGCAUGUUUGACGGCCAUGCUUCAACUGAUGGAUGAAGAACACUAUCGAAAAUACGUCAACAACUUCAUGUCUAAAGAAGAACUCAGGGAUUUUCUGGUGGAACUGUUUCUGUUGUUUGGCGAGUUUGUCAGCAAUAAUGUUUAUCCAAGGGACUGGAUGGUUAUGACCAUGGUUCAAAAUGGGGUGAUCUUGAACGCUAUCCAACAUUUCUCAGAAGCUCUUCUCACCAUGUUUUUACGUGGUGAUGAUUUUGAAGUUCAGCUUUGGAACAACUUUUUUCAUUUGUCAGUCGCCUUCAUCACACAAGAAUCUUUACAACUUGAAAACUUUAGCUCGGCGAAGAAAGACAAAAUUCUUGAAAAGUACUCCGAUAUGCGCAUGAUCAUUGGACUGAAGAUCAACAGCAUGUGGCACCAUCUGGGAGCACAUAAGACCAAGUUCAUACCUGGUCUUGUUGGACCUUUCCUGGAAAUGACUCUACUACCACAGAAAGAUCUCAGGAAGGCAACAAUCCCAAUAUUUUUCGACAUGAUUGAAGUAGAAUACCGAACUUCUGGGGGAUUCGUUAAUGUGGAGACAGAAAUGUUCCGCAAGCUUGAUGUGCUGGUUGAAGGUGGCAAAGGAGAUGAAGAAUACAAAGAACUCUUCCAAAAGACGCUGGGUGAUUUGUUUGUAAGUCACCCCCAACUCAGUAGCCAAGGGCAGUUGUUUGUCGAGGGCGUUACUAAGCUCAUGGAAAGACUGCUGGAUUAUCGUACCGUGGUACAAGGUGAUGACAACAUUGAUAACAGAAUGAGUUGUACUGUAAAUGUACUGAAUUUUUACAAAAACAUCAGGAGAGAGGAGAUGUUCAUACGAUAUGUCUACAAACUCUGCGAUCUGCACUUGUCUGUUGAUAACUUUACUGAGGCUGCCUACACUCUGCGGUUACACGCUGACCUGUUGGAGUGGUCAGACGAACAGGUAUUCUCAGGUCAAGGGAAGUACAUAGCAGAGACGCAACGUCAAUUGAAAGAAUUGCUUUACAAAGACAUUAUCUUGUACUUUGAUAAGGGAAAGAGUUGGGAAGAAGCCAUCUCGAUGUGCAAGGAGCUGGCCAAGCAAUACGAAGAGCAAACGUUUGAGUACAUCAAACUAAGCGAGCUUCUUAAACAACAAGCGAAGUUUUACGAUAAUAUCAUCACUCAAGUACGCGGUGAACCAGAGUAUUUCAGAGUGGCUUUCUACGGGAAAGGAUUCCCUACUUUCCUUAAGGACAAAGUGUUUGUUUAUCGCGGUAAAGAAUACCAGAGACUAUCUGACUUUGGCGUUAAACUACAGAGCCAAUAUCCAAGUGCUGAGAAUCUGAAGUAUCUCUCAGCACCUAAAGAUGAUGUCAGGAACUCCAAUGGACAAUUUCUGCAAAUCAACAAAGUCGAUCCAGUCCCCGUUGCGCGGCGGAAAUUUAUUGGCAAAAAUGUCAUGGAGCAAAUAACCAAAUUCUAUGACGUCAAUCACGUGAACACGUUUCAGUAUUCUAGAAAGUUCCAUCAAGGUCAAAAAGAGAAGGACAACGAGUUUAAGACGAUGUGGCUAGAGAGAACGGUUCUCUACACCAGUUACAAGUUUCCUGGAAUACUCUGCUGGUUUGAAGUCACUAAUAGUGAUAUGGAACUGAUCAGCCCCAUCCAGUACGCCCUGGAGACUAUGAUAUCAGUCAACAAAGAACUGAGAAGCGUGAUUGGUCAACAAAAAGCUGACGUCAAACUCAAUAUUAAUCCACUGAGCAUGAAACUUCAAGGCAUCGUGGAAGCUGCUGUGCAGGGUGGGACAGCGAACUAUGAAAAGGCAUUCCUCAUACCACAAUACCUCCAACAGAAUCCUGACCAUCAGGGAUAUGUAGAACAACUGAAGGAGCUCCUAGUUGAACAGAUUGACAUCCUCGAAGAAGGAAUACAGCUGCAUUCAACUCGUGUGUCAGAUAAUCUGAGACCGCUGCAUGAUUUGAUUGAGAAGAAAUACAAGGACCUCAAACAACACGCUGAGCAAUGGAGAAAUAAAACUAAAGUAUACGUACCAGUGAAGCGUUCAGCCCGUCCUCUUACCAUUCAAAGAAAGUCCGACGAGAAUAGAACAUCUUUUGACAACUCUUUCAACGGGAUUCCAGAAUCUCCACCACCUCCCAUCCCCAUCAAGAACACUCCUACUGUAGCAGCAGUUGAUACCCCACCACCCAAGCCCCCUCGACCUUACUCCAAGAAACUAGAAGAAAAGCCACCGUUACUCCCAACAAAGAGCACUAGAAAAACAUCAGAACAACGUUCUAGUGGGGGGUCGCGCAGCUCUGGAGAGACAGAACCACCCGAAAUUAAUCAGUCCCCAGCCCUACCUCCUCGUAGACCAACACAGAAAGUCCGAAACAAUGAUCAAACACCUGUUGAACAAGCCCCGAGUAUAGCCCCCAGGGUGCCUUCACCGCCCACUGCUGUUGACUCACCUCCAGUCCCUCCAAAAGGCAAACGCGGCGAGAGCACGAAAAUGUAAGGAGCCUGGAACUCAAACAAAACCAUUUUAUUCUAAAUGUUCUAAAAGCUAAAUACAUUAAAAAAAUUCCUGUAUUAAUCACAUUCUUUUAAGUUAACUAGUAAAAUGUUAAAGAUUAACAAGCUACACACGUGUGAAGGAAAUAGAACGUUUGCAUGAUGGCGUCUUUGACCUCUACAAUCAGACUCCCUUGCAUACUCUCUUUUUGUUCAGUUAAUUAGCACCAAUUGUCUUACUAUUCUCAUGAGGGAAUACCAAUUCGAAUAAGAAAGAAAAUUUGCGAAGCAUCUUGGUAAUGGUAGUAAAAUGACGCCAUCAUGCAAACGUCCUAUUCUAGUCUUUUACAUUCAAAUCUUUGCUUUUAUAACGUUUCUAGCAAGAAUAUCAUAUAUAUAUUUUUAACAUUUCUCAUGAAUAGAUUUUUUAUAAACACUUAGGUUUUAUUUUACUACACAUGACUGAAAUACCGCUGACCACAAGAAGCGAAGGCUUUAAAAUGAAACACACCAUAGAUGGACGAAUCAUUAUUUACAGGAGAGAGAACGAGUGAAAAAUCGGUCAAAUUUUAAUUCUUUUUUCGAGUCCUCUUUCAUACUGAUUUGCGGAGCUGAAAAUUCUAGUACCCCUCUUAAACAAGAAAUAUUUAGUGGAAAACACCGAACCUCCACACAUACUCUUGUCGGUGUCAAGAAACCCCCACCCCUCCCUCCAAUAAAUGAUGAACGGUCCAUGAAUUUUAAUAUAACUAGAGCAAUUGAAUAGAGCUGCACAACUACUUUAUUCUUAACACUAAUAACUAAUAUUUUUUAAUUAUUAUCACUCUUAUUACGACAUUCUUUGUUUUAAAAGAGAAAUCGUCUGAAUGUAACAUUUUCAUAUCAUCUAUUAUUUUAAAAAUAAUUCUAGUUUUAUAUAUAUUAAUGAUUAGAAAUGUUAAAUUAAUAAAAAUGUUUGGAUAUCUAUUCGCAAAUUUACCAGGAAAGGUUGUCUUGCAAAGCUGAAAUUCUUAAUAUUAUUCUAAGAUAUUCUGAUUGUCUCACAGCAAUCUCGUAACAAGAGCCCACGUUUCUUUAGGUCAGCAGCGAGAAACGAGUUUUUUCGUUACUAACCAAAAGGAACGUGGGCGCUGGGUACGAGAUUGGUCUCAGGAAAAAAGGGCUCAUUUUCAAACUGUGAAAGUGAAAACACAUUUUAUUUGGUCAAUUUAAGAUAACCUUUUCUGAAUGUUCGCUGCAUGAGACCAUAAAAGUAACGAGCUUCAUAUUGAUUGACACUGAAAAAGAUGUAUUUCAUCAUAGCACCAUUUUAUAUUGAAUGAAAGUAUAUUCUAAGACGUA
Actinia tenebrosa (Australian red waratah sea anemone) is the source of this 6714-nucleotide messenger RNA. Its product is annotated as dedicator of cytokinesis protein 1. Gene Ontology annotation, molecular function: guanyl-nucleotide exchange factor activity; small GTPase binding. Gene Ontology annotation, biological process: small GTPase-mediated signal transduction. The record is from RefSeq and is a predicted model, not a curated record. NCBI's taxonomy places the organism in Eukaryota, Metazoa, Cnidaria, Anthozoa, Actiniaria, Actiniidae. Gene Ontology annotation, cellular component: cytoplasm; plasma membrane.